Chinchilla lanigera (long-tailed chinchilla) is the source of this 2203-nucleotide messenger RNA. RefSeq names its product amyloid beta (A4) precursor-like protein 1 (gene Aplp1). Gene Ontology annotation, biological process: central nervous system development; axonogenesis. Lineage: Eukaryota; Metazoa; Chordata; Mammalia; Rodentia; Chinchillidae. The record is from RefSeq and is a predicted model, not a curated record. Gene Ontology annotation, molecular function: alpha-2B adrenergic receptor binding; transition metal ion binding; alpha-2C adrenergic receptor binding. Gene Ontology annotation, cellular component: Golgi apparatus; plasma membrane.
CGCUGCUGCUGCCCCUCUUGCUCCUGUCUCUGCGCGCGCAGCUCGCCGUCGGGAGCCAGGCCGGUGGGAGCCCCGGCGCGGCCGAGGCUCCGGGGUCGGCCCAGGUGGCAGGACUAUGUGGGCUCCCAACGCUUCACCGGGACCUGCGCACCGGCCGCUGGGAACCAGACCCACAGCGCUCAAGACGCUGUCUCCGGGACCCGCAGCGCGUGCUGGAGUACUGCAGACAGAUGUAUCCGGAGCUGCACAUUACGCGAGUGGAGCAGGCGGAACAGGCGCUGCCCAUGGAGCGCUGGUGUGGGGGCACCCGCAGUGGCCGCUGUGCCCACCCCCACCACCAGGUGGCGCACUUCCGCUGCCUGCCUGGGGAAUUUGUGAGCGAGGCUCUACUGGUGCCAGAAGGCUGCCGGUUCUUGCACCAAGAACGGAUGGACCAGUGUGAGAGUUUAACCCGGAGGCAUCAGGAGGCACAGGAGGCCUGCAGCUCCCAGGGCCUCAUCCUGCAUGGCUCAGGCAUGCUUUUGCCCUGUGGGGAGGAUCGGUUCCGAGGUGUGGAAUAUGUAUGCUGUCCACCUCCAGUGACCUCCAACCCGUCUGGGACAGCAGUUGGUGACCCAUCCACGAGGUCCUGGCCCCUGGGGGGCAGAGCAGAGAAGGGUGAGGAUGAGGAAGAGGAGGAAUCCUUCCUACAGCCAGUAGAUGAUUACUUUGUGGAGCCCCCCCAGGCUGAAGAGGAAGAGGAAGAAAGAGUCCCACUCCCGAGCUCCCACGCCCCUGCUGUGAUCAACAAAGUCACUCCAACCCCGAGGCCCACUGAUGGUGUGGAUGUUUACUUCGGCAUGCCUGGGGAAAUCAGUGAGCACGAGGGGUUCCUGAGGGCCAAGAUGGACCUGGAGGAACGCAGGAUGCGGCAGAUUAAUGAGGUGAUGCGUGAAUGGGCCAUGGCAGAUAACCAGUCCAAGAACCUGCCUAAAGCUGACAGACAGGCCCUGAAUGAGCACUUCCAGUCCAUUCUGCAGACCCUGGAGGAGCAGGUGUCUGGUGAACGACAGCGCCUGGUGGAGACCCAUGCCACCCGAGUCAUUGCCCUUAUCAAUGACCAGCGCCGGGCUGCCCUGGAAGGUUUCCUGGCGGCACUGCAGGGGGAUCCGCCUCAGGCAGAGCAUGUCCUGGUGGCCUUGCGGCGCUACCUUCGUGCAGAGCAGAAGGAGCAAAGGCACACGCUGCGACACUACCAGCACGUGGCUGCUGUGGAUCCUGAGAAGGCGCAGCAGAUGCGAUUCCAGGUGCAGACCCACCUCCAGGUGAUUGAGGAAAGGAUGAAUCAGAGCCUGGGGCUGCUUGACCAGAACCCCCACCUGGCCCAGGAGCUUCAGCCCCAGAUCCAAGAACUCCUCCGUUCCGAACACCUGGGUCCCAGUGAAUUGGAAGCUGCUGCACCUGGGGGCAGCAGUGAGGACAAGGGUGGGCUGCAGCCUCCGGAUUCCAAGGAUGCAGACACCCCUGUGACCCUUCCAAAAGGGUCCACAGAACAAGACGCCGCAUCUUCUGGGAAAGAGAAGACAUCCCCUCUGGAGCAGUAUGAGCUAAAGGUGAAUGCGUCUGCCCCAAGGGGUUUUCCUUUCCACUCCUCAGAGAUUCAGAGAGAUGAGCUGGCACCAGCCGGGACAGGCGUGUCCCGCGAGGCCGUGUCAGGCCUGCUGAUCAUGGGAGCGGGCGGGGCCUCCCUCAUCGUGCUCUCCAUGCUGCUGCUGCGCAGGAAGAAGCCCUACGGGGCUAUCAGCCACGGGGUGGUGGAGGUGGACCCCAUGCUGAGCCUGGAGGAGCAGCAGCUGCGAGAACUGCAGCGGCACGGCUAUGAGAACCCCACCUACCGCUUCCUGGAGGACCGACCCUGAGGCCAGGCCUCCCCUCUGCCUGGCGCCCCACAACCCCAACUCCCAGCCUAGGGUGGGGGAGGGAGGUCUUGACAAGUUCAUUCCAACGCCUCCUUUCCGAUGUCAAAUUCCAUCCCUAAGAAACCCCGCAGGUAUCCCCCGCUGCCUCCUCACGUGGGACCUCCUCACCUUAUUUAUUUUAUAAGUUAAUUUAUUGCUCCUUAAGGUGAUCACCACAUUGGUUCCAGUGUCUGUUGUUCCCUGGAAUUCACCCUCCCACAUUCUCCCUCUAACAUCCCAAUAAAGUCCUCUUCCCCACCAGGCCA